UCGCGUGGGUCCGAAUGUGUGCGCGUUCACGUCAUUUCCAAACGCACGUUCACGUGAACGUAACGAAUGCGUCACUCGCGCGCCGUUUCACUGUUGAUGCGCCUACCUAGCCUAAAAUCUACGGAUAAAUGUUUCGAUUUCAGUCCCUGGAUGAAGACUGUACGUUGGAGGAAGAAGAUGACGGACUAGUAGAAGAAGACGAAGAUGAAAUUGACCAGUUUAAUGAUGACACCUUUGGGGCUGGGGCUAUAGAUGAUGAUUGGCAAGAGGAACAUAAACGCCUUGCUGAGCUUGAUGAGCGAGAUGAACUCGGAGAGGGGCUUGGAAUUGGAGUGAGCGUAAAAAAUGAAUCAAAUUCAGGAGCAGCUGAGGAGGAUUCAUCGUCCACCCAUGUCACAUCUGCAGCGGGCCAUUUUCCCUAUCACUCACCCUUCUCUUUACCCCAACACUCUUCCUCUGGUAUACACCAACCAGAUGUGGAAGAUGGAAGAAGGGAAGGUCACUUGGCUGAGUCAUUGGCAAGACUUGUCCUGGAAGCUGACCCUGCUAUUGCUGGAGUCGGAGCAGCAGAGAGGCCUGUUUUUAUCAAAAACCAAAGGUUGGGCCAUGACUUGAGGCCCAGGGUUCUGCACCAACCUUCCCCCAUUUCACAUUCACCUCAUCCCCACCAACAGCCCCAUCAGCAUCAACAGCCUCCUGGGUCCUCCACCUCAGGCCAUCCUCCACCAAUGCUCACCUACCAACAGCAGCAACAUUUACUUCGUUCUGCACCAGGUUCCAUUGGCCAGAUGAACUCACGCAAUAUCUGGGAGAACAGUAUGGGGUUUGGACCAGUCAGUGUUAGCCCUGGAUUAGUUACACACAUGGAGGAUAGUCCAUUAAUGUCAAUAAUAAAAGAGGUGGGACUUCCAAAACGUCCAUCUCAGGGGAGGAACGAUGGACGGGAUCUGUCAGAAAGGGUUCCACCUCCACGCUCCUCUUCUCCUGUGAUUGGCUCCCCUCCAGUCAGGGCAGUGCCCAUUGGAACUCCGCCGAAGCAACCAAUAAGUCACGUCUUAAAUCAUCAGAUUCAUCAUCCUACAGCAGUUCAUGUGAGAGCCCCAAUCCAGCACAGAUACCCUCCUCCUUUCCCUGAACGUUUGUCACCCAACACUCUGCUCAAUUUUGCUAACUCGCCACUGUGUCGUGGACCAUUUCCUCCAGGAGUCGGCCCGAUGCUGUCACAGAUUCAACGGGCCCAGCUCCUCAACUCUCAGGUGGCAGGAGUUCCUCGUGGUGGUCCAGUGCCUCCUUUGUUACCAGCUGGUGGUGGUUUCAGACCAUUUUUCAGUGGCCCGCACCCUACACACGGUCAUCGAAUGGGGCCGCCGUAUCCUCAUGGUCAUCCUAACCACAUGCCACCCAUCAGGCACAACGCCACUCAUCUCCAUCCUCAACAUCGGCGCAUACUUACCCAGCGCAUGCAAAACAGGAGCGGAGACCUAAGCAGAACAGGAGGGGACUGGCGCAGCAGAGACCCAUACAGUAACCUGAUGACUCAGAAAGAGAAGGAAUGGGUCACUAAAAUCCAAAUGAUGCAACUUCAAAGUACUGACCCUUUCCUGGAUGACUACUAUUAUCAGCACUACUAUGAAAAGAUGGAAAAGCGUCAGGAAAAAGAGAGAGACAGCAGUAAAAAAGAGCACACUACCAAGCUCAUCACUCCACAAGUUGCCAAGAUUGAACACACCUACAGACCAGUUCAAUUUGCAGGCUCUUUGGGUAAACUGACAGUUUCUAGUGUCAACAAUCCACGCAAAAUGAUUGAUGCAGUUGUCACCACGCGCUCAGAUGACGAGGAAAAGAGAGAAAAGCAGGUUUGGAAUAAAAGACGACAGAUUCUAUACACUGUGGAGAAGAUCUACAGUUUGCUGCUUGAGGUCCAAGACUUUGAGAAACGUUUUGUCCAUGCACCAGAGGAGGACAGAGAGACCUUACUGGAGCAGCACAAAACCAAUACUAUGCAGCUCUGUAAUUCUCUGCAAGAGAAAGAGUGGGAUGACAGGGUGAGCGAUGAACGUUGCGUAAUGAUCAUGUCGGUGAGGAAAGGCAAGCGGCUCAUCUCCAGGCUCCUACCCUACCUACCCCCCUCUCAUGCUGCCACCGUUGUCAUGGCAAUUGCUCGAAACCUUCCGACCCUGGCCAAGAAGGACAAGCAGGACCAGGUGCUGUGCCUGUUAGUGGAGCCUGUCUCUGCGGUGAUCAUGUCCUUAUCAAGCUCUGCCCUCACAGACUUGCUCCAGGAGCUUCAGGGCAGUGAGGGUCAACUUGCCACUGUACUACACAACAAGUUUGGUGUGACACUGCUCUAUCUGAUAUUGAGUGAAGGAGAGAGGAUGCAAAGUUCUGACCCCAACUGUCAGCUCAUGGAUGACAAUCGAUGGACAGAGCUGGUGUUUUCUGUAACCAGGGAGUUGCUCAGCAUUCCCUCUACAUCCCUCUCAUCUCCUCUCUUCACACCUACCAACCUGAUCACCCUCUUCUCACGCUUUAUUGACCGUCAGCGCUUGGACUUGUUACAGGAAAAACUACAGAUCCCUGCCUCGUCCAGGUAGAAGUUUCCAGUUCAUCAAUCCAACCCACCCCCACACUUGAGGCAGUGCGUGCCUGCGCGUGUUUGUGCGUGCGCGUGUUUGUGCCAGUGAGUGUGUGUGCAUGGCCGCAUUGAGUCAUUUUAAUGUAUGUUUUUGUGAUAAAGAACAAGGAUUGCGUUUGAAUGAACUAACAGCAGUUUUAAUAAUUAAAUCUGCUUUUUUUAUCUAAAAUCUUGUUUACAAUUAUGCCUAUGUUGAACCUUCAAAUUAAAAAUUAUUUCUAUUAUAUAAAAAGUGCACUGUUAUCUUCUUGUCCAGUUCUUUUAGUGCAACGAUAAUCUCCCUCAACCCACAAAUACAUAGUAAAUAGAAAUGAAUGAUAAAUAAUAAUGAUCAAAUAAUUGACAGCCUAAAUGAAUCUGCUUUACAUCCUUGUUUGUACAUUCUUAGUGUGUAUUAGGAAUGAUUGUCCUUUUAAAGGUAAUCAGUGUCUGGUUAAAAAAAAGCAGUGGAGAUGAUAAUUUUUCAAGGCAUUUUUGGAGACUUAAGUUUUUUUCAACCAUCAUUAAAAAAAAUAUAUAGAAUUGCUUCAUACUCAAGGUUCACAGAUUUGUCUGAUAUACUUGGAGGUUGGUCAUAGACCUACUCCUAAUCAAACAUGCCUUGGGAGCACCUUUGAUUUGAUACUUAUACAUGAAUAAAAUUGGUUUCCUUAAAAGAAAAAUGAGAGUUUACAUUUGUUUUAGUUUUUCUUAGUUUUGUGUUUGAAAGACAAGUCAGUAAUGUCCCACAUUCACUGAAGAAUCGCUGCAUAAAUUGGAAAGGUUCUUGUGAGACAUUUUGCAAAUAAAGAUUCAAUCACUC
Molecule: messenger RNA, 3437 nt
Organism: Syngnathus acus (greater pipefish)
Lineage: Eukaryota; Metazoa; Chordata; Actinopteri; Syngnathiformes; Syngnathidae
Gene: patl1
Product: PAT1 homolog 1, processing body mRNA decay factor
Exons: 20
Coding region: 129-2594 (821 amino acids)
Biological process (GO): deadenylation-dependent decapping of nuclear-transcribed mRNA; P-body assembly
Cellular component (GO): P-body
Molecular function (GO): RNA binding
Source: RefSeq, a predicted model, not a curated record